AUGUCGGGCCCUAUCGAUCCAGAGACCAUUUACACCAAACAAGGAUGUAUCGGUGGUGGAAGUUUUGGCAGGGUCUACAAAGGAGUUGAUAAACGGACGGGCGAAUCUGUCGCAAUCAAGAUCAUUGAUGUUGAAAAUGCCGAAGAUGAGGUGGAUGACAUCAUCCAGGAGAUCGCAAUCCUUUCGGAGCUCAAGUCACCUUACGUGACUAAGUAUCACGGAUCGUACUUGAAGGGUUCCCACCUUUGGAUCGUCAUGGAGUAUUGCUCGGGUGGCAGUUGCCACGGCCUAUUGGUGCCCGGACCAAUUCACGAGGAGUACAUUGCAAUCAUUAUGCGGGAGCUUUUAAAGGGCCUUGAUUACCUUCACAGUGAUCAAAAGCUUCACCGAGAUAUCAAAGCCGCAAACAUUCUUCUCACUGCAAGCGGCCAGGUCAAACUCGCUGACUUCGGUGUCUCGGGCCAACUAUCGGCCACUAUGACCAAGAAGAAUACCUUCGUCGGAACGCCUUUCUGGAUGGCCCCGGAAGUCAUCAAGCAAUCAGGCUAUGACUACAAGGCGGAUAUCUGGUCUCUGGGUGCUGUUCUUGAUCCCCAAAAACCCCCUCCCACUCUGAAUGGCGAUUUCAGCAAGCCAUUCAAGCAAUUUGUGGAGCUGUGCCUGCGCCGGGACCCUAAGGAACGUCCCUCCGCAAAGGAAUUGCUGGAGCACCCUUUCAUCAAGCGUGCUAAGAGAACCACAUACCUCACAGAGCUCAUCGAGCGCAAGGAACGCUGGGCAACUUUUACUCGGCUUGACCCAGACGCAUUUGACGAUUCCGAUGAGCCAGUCCAGGAGAAGACGGAGGAAAAUGAAGAUCUGUGGGACUUCGGCACCGUACGCCCUGCUGGAAGAGCAGCUGCCUCACACCUACAGCCGCUGAAUGACUCGGACGCUGGCUCGCGCACCCCGGAAACUGACGACUGGGACUUGGAUGAUGAGCCUACUAAGCAAACCUGUGCACCUCACAGCGCACUGCAGCAGACCAAAUCCACAACCCCCACUGCUGAUUUCUCUCCCUCAAAAACACCACUUCCUCCCUCCGCACAAUCGUCUCCUCUGAAGAAAGCAGCUUCCACACAGCCUGACCUACACGCGUCACCUUCACGCAACCCUCGCCCUCUACCAAAGCUCACUUCAGCCGAUGAGAAGUCAUCCACGAGGAGUCAAGACGAGCGACGCAAAGCCUUGUUGGACUAUAAGGCCACGAUGAGCUACUCGAGCGAUUUAGUGCCACACAAGCCAGCUCCUUUGGCAGCUGUAUCGCGAUCGGCGAUGCCCGCAAAUCCUCUCAACCCCACGAUUCCCGAGCCACCCCGCUCUCCUACAAGUCAGGUUGCCAGAAAGCCUGCACCACUCCAACGCCCGCUUCCGGAUGCUCCUCUGAGCCCGGCGCUGCACAGGCCAUCAUCCCAUGCAGGCCUGCAACAACAGCCGGAGGCGCCAGCCUCCCCAAAGCAAAUGUCUGGGCUCAAGUCCAAGCUUGCGCCAUCCAGACAGGAUGAGCGAUUCGUGAGGAAGCCAACGUCAACCCAGAGCCCUCACAUGAACGACCGGCCCAGGCAGAUGCUAACUGCCCCUACCCCAAAGGCUGUCGCUGAAAACGAGCGACCAACAGCCUAUGGGUCCGUGAUCGUUCCUGCUCUUCGCGCCGCGAUGAAUCGCCGCGGCCGUCAGCUAGCCCGCCUGGAGCCCGGGCGAAACCAGAGUGACAGGGAGCCAACCCCUGAAGAAGAGAAAGAUUGGGAGCGAAGUGUCCAGAUUCACCGGGGCAUGGAGCAAAUGGCCGAUGAGAUCGCCCAAUCUUUCGCCAACCUUCACUGCUGGGAUGCAGAGGCCCCGGUGCAGAUGGGUGGCGGCGUCGACGCUGUGCUUGACGCCUUCCUGGAAGAAGUCCUGGUGCGGCUUCAGCCCAACUCUCUGUGA
Messenger RNA from Penicillium daleae, 1965 nucleotides. RefSeq names its product putative Ste20-like serine/threonine protein kinase. NCBI's taxonomy places the organism in Eukaryota, Fungi, Ascomycota, Eurotiomycetes, Eurotiales, Aspergillaceae. The record is from RefSeq and is a predicted model, not a curated record. The transcript has 5 exons. The coding region runs from base 1 to 1965 and encodes 654 amino acids. Gene Ontology annotation, molecular function: protein kinase activity; ATP binding. Gene Ontology annotation, biological process: protein phosphorylation.